AAGAGACUGCUGAGAGACAGAGAGACUGCAGAGAUCCUGAGCUGAGGCAUCGCACCACAAACCCUUACAAAAUGCAACUGCGUGUCCUUUUCUCGCUGGUACUCGUGCUGUUAGUUGUCAUGAUGACAGGGUGCUCUGAAGCUGGCAGAAACAAAAAAGAGAAAGGGAAGAAGUCUAGCUCAGCCUGCAAAGAAUGGCACUGGGGGACAUGUGAGCCGGCCUCUGGUGACUGUGGCACUGGACUCCGUGAGGGAACCUGCAAGGAGAAGGAGGAGACCAAGGUCGUGAAGUGCAAGGUGCCUUGUAACUGGAAGAAGCAAUUUGGAAGUGACUGCAAGUACAAGUUUGGAAACUGGGGUGAGUGUGACACCGAGACUGGCCUGAAAACUCGCAAUGGAACCCUAAAGAAGGCGCUGUUCAACGCAGAGUGUGAGCAGUCAGUGAAGGUCACAAAGUCAUGUGAUAAAUCCAAGUCAAAAUCGAAAGGUAAGAGAGGAAAGAAGGGCAUGUGAGAAGUUCCUAGAAACUUGACAGUAUAACCCACCUUCUUGUUGAUCUGAGCUGCAGCACAAUCUAUACAGCCACCCCUCACCAAAAUACCUUUUACCAAGCUUUGUUGUAAUCUUCUAAUCUGUAGCAUUUAAUGUACAAGAACUGCCUUUUUAAAUGAUUGCUUCUUUUUUAGUCUAUUAUUGCUUAUAAACCUGAGACUUGGCAUGUGUACAGUACAUUUCUGCAACUAUAUAAUUUUCAUGUAGACUGCCUUACAAAUCUCUAGGCUUGUAGUAAUGUUUUUGUCAUGUAUCAAUCAUCCCUUUUAACCCCAUUCAAAAUGCCAACAUCAUCUGUCUUUGCAGAAUUCUAGGCCAUUAAUUUUCCCCGGCCUACUUGGCCUGAAUGUGCUGAGCAUUCUUUUUGCAAGAACAGAUAACUUUUUAGACUUGAGCUACACAAAACUUCUUUGAACGUUUGAUCAGAAGAGAAGCAGCCAUUUUGCUUUGCUGAAAAUAUUGUGUUCUUGACAGUGGGAUUGCGUUGUAACUCUGAAAUUAUGUAACAAAUGUAGCACAACUAAACUCUGAAUACUCCUUUCCUUAAAAGCCAUGACUUGGAGAUUUGGAAGGCACAGUGUAGUUCGUGAGGAAUAAUGCAUUUCCUGUCCUAAAUGUUUGCCAUUCACUGAAGAGAUCUUGGACUAGAGGUUUUUUCAAUAAAAUCUUUUUAUAAACUUA
This is a messenger RNA of Carcharodon carcharias (great white shark), 1232 nucleotides long. Its product is annotated as midkine-A-like. NCBI's taxonomy places the organism in Eukaryota, Metazoa, Chordata, Chondrichthyes, Lamniformes, Lamnidae. The transcript is spliced from 5 exons. Gene Ontology annotation, molecular function: growth factor activity. The coding region runs from base 72 to 512 and encodes 146 amino acids. The record is from RefSeq and is a predicted model, not a curated record.